AUGCAAGAUAAUAUACCCCCAGAUGCUCGAGUCGAUGACCCACGGGUUACACAGGUUAGCAGACCUCACGUAACACCUAUCGACCUAACAGUAAGGGAGCGUUUGCAAGAGCUUGAAAGAGAUAACAAACGGCUUAAGGUUGUGUUAGAGAAAAGAAAGGAAAUCGAAGAAGCUGCUAUCCCUCGUUCCAGCAACGAGAGAUCAUACCGACAUCGAGAGUUUGGCAAUGCACACAGAUGGAGUGAACUUCAUGACGAUCGUCGUCGUCGACAUAUCCAAAGCAACGAAAGAAGAAAAGAGGACGUCAGGGACGAAUACCAGAGCCGAGAUCACCGUGAUGAUGGUUAUAAUGGUCGAUAUGACAUCAAUAAUGAUCACUACUAUGCAGCCGAGAGGGAUAGACAUGAAGGAACAAAUCAUGUGAAGCAUAGGCAGAGGGUCGAUCGCAACAAUGAUCGUCACUCAAAGAAGUCUAGGCGUGAAAAGGAGCAAAACAGCACUCACCAUACGAAGUUAGCAAGGCUGAAACGACGACUGCAGAAGCAAACUCUUAACUCUUACAGAGAUCGAACUUCUGCCAGCUUUGAGAACACGGCGUAA
Papaver somniferum (opium poppy) is the source of this 600-nucleotide messenger RNA. RefSeq lists its product as uncharacterized. The record is from RefSeq and is a predicted model, not a curated record. The transcript has a single exon. Bases 1 to 600 code for a protein of 199 amino acids. NCBI's taxonomy places the organism in Eukaryota, Viridiplantae, Streptophyta, Magnoliopsida, Ranunculales, Papaveraceae.